Molecule: messenger RNA, 1008 nt
Organism: Protopolystoma xenopodis
Lineage: Eukaryota; Metazoa; Platyhelminthes; Monogenea; Polystomatidea; Polystomatidae
Source: the annotation of a GenBank genome assembly
CUGCUUUCUUGUUUUUAUCAGAUUCGUCAGCGUCUCAAAGAAGUGGUCCUAAGUCGGGCAAGGCACAAGCGUACUCGUGGUAGGCGUUCUCUUGACCUCGGACACAACCCUACCUACAUCACUCACAGUCUCCUUUCUUCAUCUGCUGUUGCGACCCCAACUUGCAUCGGCAGUAUCGGUAGCUUAAUGCCUGGACAGCCACCCACCAAAAGUUGUACAACAGCGAUUUCUGUUGGGGGCAGCGGCAACAGCCUGGAGCCCCUCAAUCUCGAGGUAUCUGGCCAGGUAGAUGAAACUUCUGCCAAUUCUCAGGCUCGAAUGAUGAUGAUGAUGAUGAUGGCUGCCACCGGCGACUUUGGCCAGGCGGGCUCCCUGAUCAGUCCUGUUCAGUUUCCAGUAGGAAUCGCCACAAGCACUGCUGCCAGCCCCACAACUACAAGCAUCGCGGCUUCUGGGACUACCAACCUGACCAGCUUAAGUGACACGACCACCCCAACCCGAGACCAUAAUGCUCGAUGGUUCUCGGGCUCAGUUAACUCCAACACAGCUGCUUCCAUUGCUGCCUGCACUGGCCUCUCUCCAAUCAGCCUGUCGGCCUCUGUUGCUUCUGCAUCGCCGGCGUAUCCUGACCAUCUAUGCACUCUGACUCCACAUUCUCCGCCACCAUCACCUUCGCCUUGCGGCCCGUCACCAUGUAUGGCCGUCCUUCACUCACUUUCUCCUGGGCAACCUUGCAACCAGCAUAAAGUCUUUUCCAAACCCACACUUCUUCCUGCCUCCACAACUGGGGUUAAUGUCGGACCCGCUGGUUUUGAUAGACAGUCUCGAAUUCCGGCAGCGGCUAAGGGUUUUGGGCGAUCCAACCUUAUCAAUUGCUCGCGAUCAGAUGCCGAUGGCGAACAAGUCCGUCUAGUCAGCGAGAUUUCCACUUCCGAGUCUCCAUGGUCUCAAGCUACUGCCUUUCAUGCUGCUAAUGCUGGCCUCGCUCGGUCUCCCUUGCGUGGUUAG